Messenger RNA from Lactuca virosa, 2679 nucleotides. Lineage: Eukaryota; Viridiplantae; Streptophyta; Magnoliopsida; Asterales; Asteraceae. The record is from the annotation of a GenBank genome assembly.
GAGGACAUUGAUAUUUUGAGUUCCCACCAUCGAUGCGAAAACAGCCAUGAUUGCACCUCUGUACAGUGUACCCAUUGAGGCCCUCACCUUUACGUAUACUCUAUUUAACCUACACCUUGCUUCACUUUCCCUUAUCCAACGGUAACUAUUAUUCUUCAACUACCCUUUAAUUUGCUCAAACAGAUUCGAAUGAAAUUCAUAACUGUGUGUUCGUAGAGAGUGAUACAGAAGAGAACAGUUGUGAUUUUAGAGAAGGAGAGCGAUGGAUUUGAGUUCGUUUAUUACUUCCUUGACUACUUCGUUCAUCAUCUUCGUCAUUCUGAUGAUUUUGUUCGGCUGGUUGUGCACGAAACCAGGGAACACAGUUGUUUAUUACCCGAAUCGGAUCCUUAAAGGUAUGGAUCCAUGGGAGGGAAGCAGAUCGAAGACACGUAAUCCGUUUUCUUGGAUCCGUGAAGCUUUUUCUUCUUCUGAAGAUGAUGUUAUUGCCUUGUCUGGAGUUGAUUCUGCUGUUUACUUCGUCUUCUUGGGCACUGCAUUUGGGAUAUUUGUUCUAUCAGGUAUUGUAUUGCUACCACUAUGUUUGCCGCUUGCCACCACUGAAAAAAUCGCCCGAGUCGUGGAUUCAACUGGGAAAAAUGCUUUCAACGACCUAGACAAGCUUUCGAUGGCACAUCUCAAAGAACACGGUUCGCGAUUAUGGGCAUUCGUAUUAGCUUGCUAUUGGGUAUCGUUCGUUACAUAUUUCCUUUUAUGGAAAGCAUACAAACACGUAUCCGAUCUACGCGCCGCCGCAUUAAUGUCACCGGAAGUAAAAGCCGAACAAUUCGCCAUUUUAGUCCGCGACAUUCCAAAAUCAUCGGAAGACCUUUCUCCACAAGAACAAGUCGACACAUACUUCAAAUCAAUCUACCCCGAUACCUUCUACAAAUCACUUAUAGUAACUGAAAACAAACAAGUCAACAAAAUCCACGAAGAAUUACAAUUAUGUAAGAAAAAACUCACCCGAGCCGAAACCAUAAAAGAGAUGAACCCGGAAGCUCCGACUCCGACCCACAAAAUCGGGUUCCUUGGGCUCAUUGGUAAAAAGGUGGAUUCGAUUGAAUACUACAAUGAGAAAAUUACCGAAUUGACCCCUAAGCUUGAGGCGGCGCAGAAAGAAACGGUGAAAGAGAAGCAACAAGCGGCGGCGGUGGUGUUCUUCACUAAUAGAGUAACGGCGGCUGCGGCGGCUCAAAGCGUGCAUGCCCGGAUGGUUGACACGUGGACGGUUUUAAACGCGCCGGAGCCCCGACAAAUUUUAUGGACGAAUUUACCGAAAUCGUUUUACGCAAGGGAGAUCCGACAAUACGUUGUGUAUUUCAUCGUAUUCUUGACGAUAUGUUUUUACAUGAUUCCCAUCGGGUUGAUUUCGGCUUUCACGACGUUACCUAAUUUGAAGAAAUUGCUUCCGUUUUUGAAGCCGAUUCUUGAUCAGGAUAUGAUUAGAACAGUUUUGGGGGCGUAUCUUCCUCAACUUGCGCUUAUUAUUUUUCUCGCUUUGCUUCCGAAAUUUCUCUUGUUUUUGUCGAAGGCGGAGGGGAUUCCGACUGUGAGUCACGCGGAGAGGGCGGCGUCGGGGAAAUAUUUUUACUUUUCGGUGCUUAAUGUUUUUAUCGGUGUUACAAUUGGUGGGACCCUUUUCGAUUCGUUUAAGGAUAUCCAGGAAAAGCCUGACUCCAUAGUUGACAAGCUGGCAACAAGUCUUCCUGGCAACGCUACUUUCUUUCUCACUUUCGUGGCUCUCAAGUUUUUUGUUGGUUAUGGGCUGGAGUUAUCGAGAAUAAUUCCGUUGAUUGUAUUCCAUUUGAAGAGGAAAUAUCUUUGCAAGACUGAAUCAGAUAUAAAAGAAGCAUGGAUUCCAGGAAAUCUUGGAUAUGCAACAAAAAUUCCUAAUGACAUGCUAAUUCUCACGAUUGUUAUCUGUUAUUCGGUCAUUGCUCCUCUAAUUAUUCCAUUUGGGGCAAUAUACUUUGGACUAGGAUGGCUAGUCUUCCGUAAUCAGGUACUCAAUGUCUAUGUUCCAUCCUACGAGAGCUACGGGAAGAUGUGGCCACACAUCCACGUUCGCAUCGUCUCCUCAUUACUACUGUUCCAACUCACAAUGGUGGGUUACUUUGGAGUAAAGCAGUUCUACUUCACCCCAGUCAUCUUCCCACUUCCGAUAAUGUCUCUCGUCUUCGCGUUCGUUUGUAGCAAGAAAUUUUACAGGUUUUUUGAGUCCUCGGCACUUGAAGUCGUGAGCCAUGAGUUAAAGGAAUCUCCAAAUAUGGAUCGUGUAUUCAGAUCCUUCAUUCCUCCGUGUCUUAAUAAUGAAGAAGAGAAUGAAGAACAACAGUUGCUUAAUGCUGAGAGAGGAAAUGUUAAACAGUACGAUAAUGCGUUAUCGCAAGUUUCGAAAAUAGGGGCGAAUGUUUGAGAGGGAAGAAGGGGGUUGUUGUGUGGUUGUGAUUUGUGAUGGUGUGUUUGUUGAUAUGAUUAGUUAGGUAUUAGCUGUGUGGAUGUAUCAUGUAUUGUUUGUUGUUGAUAUUGUGUGUAUUCUUAGUGGAAAUAGAAUGUUAAAACUCCAAUUUGUAAGUUGUAACACACAUGUGGUUAAAAUAGAUAAUCUUGUACGGUUUGGUAAUUUUGUAAGCUGUG